This is a messenger RNA of Aphanomyces astaci, 1567 nucleotides long. RefSeq lists its product as hypothetical. Lineage: Eukaryota; Oomycota; Saprolegniomycetes; Saprolegniales; Verrucalvaceae. Bases 460 to 1521 code for a protein of 353 amino acids. The transcript has 8 exons. The record is from RefSeq and is a predicted model, not a curated record.
UUUAAAUACACCUCAACAGUUCGCGAUUCGUGUUCGUCCCGUGCAUGCAGGAAAGCCAUCGUUGGCGGCGCGAGGAGCGGUGGGCGACGGCCAUUGCAUACUCAUCCACGAGCGCUGUCGACGCAGAACAGCUACGUGCUGAGCUUGCCGACCUCAACGCCCGGCUGCGCGUGGAGGUCGAAGCCAAGCGAGAGUUGCAGCGGCUCCGUGCGCGCGAUAAAGAGCGCUUUGCAGACGAGUUCGGUCAGUUUGAAGCCCGCUUGCUUCGCGCCAACGAGACACUCGAGAAGAACCGCCAGGUCGUGGAAGCGUCGUUGGUCGAGAAGGACAACUUCAUCGAGGAAUUGCAGAUACAGCUCGACAAGAAGCAGCAUGCAAUCGAUUGCUUGAAGCAAGAUCCCCGCCUUCUUCAUUCCAGUCGGCGUCGUCGUCAAGCUCAACCUCCCAUCUUCUUCGAUCAUGUUCGUUCGUGCCCCAACCUUCGAUCGAUGGAGACCUCACCUGCUGUCGCUGCAUCAGAUGAAUGGCGGUGACAGUAUGACUGGCGGUAGUGACAACGGUGUUGAAGACUCUAAAGUCCAUGAACUGGAGCUACAGAUGUCCAAGCUGUUUGUACAGCUGCAAGAAGCGCACACGAAGAACGAUGCACAAGAAGACUUGAUAGAAGGAAUGAAGGCUGCGAAUGCGAAGCUGGUGGCGUCACUCAAGAAAAUGAAGCACAAGCUCAAGGAAGCGACAGACAGUGGGGUGAAUCACAUGUUUCACGACAUGACGCGAAAGUGCAUGCGAGCGGAGGCUGAGAAGGCGGCCGUCGAAGCGACGCUGGCGGCCGCGCAGAGCGAGAUAGCCACAAGCAAAGCAAAUGCGGAAGCCUUGAGCGCACAGCUAAAGGCGGCAAAUGAACAGAUCACGGUACUUCAAGAUGAUGUCAAGGCAAGGGGCGCCGCGCAACUUGCUAUGGAGAACCAACUGCUCAAACAACAGCACUACAUCAAAGACCUCGAAGUGGACUUUAAGACGAUGGGACGAGUGGACGUGGACAAUCCAGAGAUGGAGCAUGCUCAACGCACGUUGGCCGCCAAGACGGAACAGCUCAUGGAGCUUGAAAGGAAGUGCAAAAUAUACGAACGAGAGAUUGCAGGACUUCGCCAGAAAAAAAUUCAAAGCGGGGGACCAACAGACGAAGCAUCGCCGCAGCGGCGGCCGUUGUCCCUCAUCGAUCUGGAUCACAUCCACACACAGACGCUGAAAAUUGAGAGCAAGGCUGACACCGUGUCUCGUAUGGUGACCAUGUACGCAUCGGGCGACCCGCCGCCGCCUGUCGAACAACUGCAAGCUCUGCUGCUCGACCUGGAGGACGAGGAAGGCGUCGUGUCAUGCGAUUCCCUUGCGUCUGACCAAGAAGGGAAGCAGCGCAUCCUCAUGUCCUUGAUGCAGUCGCAAGCGAUCCUCGACGGCGUCGCCCAUCAUCUCGCGCAAGGUUGCGCGCGCUUUCUUGGCUCGAAUUGUGCGUUGCAGUGAGGGUUGGACAAUUCCACACAGAGAUAAUUUAAUACAAAAUUUAAAU